CGACGCUUUUGACUCCUUCAGAACCGUCGAUUAGCCACUUUGCCCACUUUACAUUCCAACCGAUUUUCCGAUUGUGACAGAGAUUUAGUAUAGGCAAGCUCGCUUACGGAAAGAAGAGAGAAAAAAAGGGUUCGAAAGUCAACACUCAAACUGUCUUUCGCACUCUGACCGAGUUCCCAAGUGACUUUCCCUGACCCUCGCCCUUAUUUGAAUAUCAACCAGCGAGCAAGACGCGCCUUUCGCAAUGUCUGGACUCGACGUAGAGGCUCUCCUCGAGUCUACUGCUGCUCCUGCCGAAACCCCCGCUACCAAAUCAGAAGAUCGCGAUGAUCGUUCUCGCGCGGAUCCCUCCGAACGCCGGGAUCGGGAUCGUUCCCGUGAAAGACGCCGACGCCGUGACCGCAGCCGCGACCGACGCCGAGAUGUUGAUGGCGACGAGGACAUGAAGAGCCCUCGCAGCGAACAUGGCAGUGCUAACGGAAGCCAUAGAAGCCGGAAGAGAAGCCGGAGCCGGGAAAGCGAGCGCCGACGCUCGCGUCGCGAUCGUGAUGGCUACCGCUCCAGUGGUGACUUCUAUCGCGGUCCAGGACGUGCCCGCUCUCGCUCACGCUCGCCAUAUGACGACCGCCACUACCGUCCCUCUCGACGGGAGCGCGAAGAAGAGAGACGUCCCCGACGUGACCGUGAAGGCGGCCGUCGCCGCAGCCCCAGCCGCCGCAGUCCCAGCAAAUCCCCCGAAUUAAACGAGGAUGAGCGGGAUAAAAGGACUAUCUUUGUUCAACAGCUGGCCGCACGACUGAGAACCAAGGAGCUGAUGGCUUUCUUUGAACAAGCCGGACCUGUGAAAGAAGCUCAGAUUGUCAAGGAUCGGGUGAGCGGACGAUCCAAAGGUGUUGGUUAUGUCGAAUUUAAAAGCGAAGAGUCCGUGCCGGCUGCUAUUCAACUUACCGGCCAGAAGCUUCUAGGCAUUCCAAUUAUCGCGCAGCUUACCGAAGCUGAGAAGAACCGCCAAGCUCGCAACCCCGAGGCUAGCUCGGGCCCGUCGCACUCCGCGCCGUUUCACCGGCUCUAUGUGGGUAAUGUUCAUUUCAGCAUUACUGAGAAUGAUCUCCAGAAUGUCUUCGAACCGUUUGGCGAACUCGAGUUUGUCCAAUUGCAGAAGGAUGAGACUGGCCGCAGCAAAGGUUACGCAUUUGUGCAAUUCCGUGAUCCCAACCAAGCCCGGGAGGCUUUGGAAAAAAUGAAUGGAUUUGAUCUUGCUGGUCGGGCCAUUCGAGUGGGCCUUGGCAACGAUAAGUUCACCCCCGAUUCGAACGCGAAUCGUCAGCAGGGCCCAUCUGCAAACCAACCGAAUUUCCAGGGCUCCUCGUUUUCUGGCCAUGGAGGCCGUGGUGUUCAGGCUGGUGGCACGAGCAACUUUGACCGUGCUGGCGGAGGCCGCGAGAACGACAAGGGCACCGGUGCAAGUGCUCUUGAUGACACGGACGUUGCGGGUGUGAACUUCAACAACUACAGUAGGGACGCAUUGAUGAGGAAACUUGCACGAACAGAUGAACCCGAGCCUUCGGCCGACGAACAACAGAAGGUGCUUCGACCCAAGACCGAGACAAAGCCCCUGCCUGUCAAUGUGAACAUGGCGAGUCGCUGCGUCAUGCUUCGUAACAUGUUCGAUCCUAAUGAAGAAACCGGCGAAGCUUGGAUCAAGGAUUUAGAGGAUGACGUCCGCCAAGAGUGUGAAGAGAAAUAUGGCCAUGUUGUUCACAUUUCGCUAGAUCCAAACUCUCAAGGCGACAUUUACCUGAAGUUCGACCGUGUCCAAGGCGGUGAGAAUGCCAUCAAGGGCUUGAAUGGCCGUUUCUUUGGUGGCAGGCGGAUCACUGCUCAACCCGUGGUGGACGCCGUUUACAGCAGCCUAUUCAGUCGAACCAAGGCCAUCUGAUCUUAUUUGUGCCGGUUUCCAUCCGUGUCCGCAGGUCUUGCAACUUAAACACUCUAACGCGGCCCGUUUCUUCCAGGCAGAUCCCUCUUGGCGUCCUUUUUGUCUUUCUAGGCUCUCCGGAUGAUUCUGCUCCUGGUAGGUGCCAAUUCUCCAUCUUGCGCGUUUUUACUCCACUUCUUGGCCAUUGCGACGGUCAUGCUACUUGAAAUGAUUUUUGUCUCUAGGAGCGUUCGUUUCUUUUGAACAGGUAGAAUUCAGGUCCCAAUAGGCGUUACCAAUUGACUUAUUUUUUCCCUUGAAA
Molecule: messenger RNA, 2240 nt
Organism: Penicillium brasilianum
Lineage: Eukaryota; Fungi; Ascomycota; Eurotiomycetes; Eurotiales; Aspergillaceae
Source: the annotation of a GenBank genome assembly